AUCCGAUGAGCUCUAAAGUACAACUGAAUUUUAUCGAUGUUCCCUAAUUUUGGUGCAUCUCUGAAUGGACAUACUCCUGAUUGCGGAGGAAAUAAACCUAAAUAUGGAAAAAGGAGGGAAAGUGCAAUCAGGACUUUGGUAGCAGAAACUUUAGUCCUAGCUAAGACACAUGGAUACGUUGAAAAGAUAGAAAACGAACUAGAGGAGGAACUCCAACAAGACUCUUUACACCUACAUGAACACUUUGGAAAGAUCCGUCGACGGGGAUAUGAAUUUUUCAAAAGCAAAUACAUGCUUUUAACCCUAGUAAUUCUAUGCAUUUUCGACUGUGCAUUAGUGUUAGGGGAGUUAACUCUCGACUUGUACAAGGUUAAAGUUACCCUAGAAGAAACAGAAAGCUUUACGAAUAGUACACACUACUUUCUAGCACUCAUACGAGAGACAAACGAACAAAUUCUAAGAGGAAAACAAACUCAGGAAAUAUUUAACAUGCUUCUACAGGCGACAAUUCAUUGGAAUAUUUCUCAUUCUGAUCAUGAUGUGAUAAAUAAUUCCACAAAUAGUUCUAUACACUACAAAGUCCGAGUGAAACGGACAUUACCCAUGUCAACCAUUCAUCCUAUGACUGAUAUAAGCCCGGAUGUACGGACUAUGGACAGUAUGUUUGAUAGCACGGCUGUGAUACAUUCUCAUAAGGAAUAUAGUAUAGAGGAACACAUUGCUCAUAUUUUUCAUUUUGCUAGUGUCGCAAUUUUAGGUAUUAUUUCAAUAGAGACAAUUUUAAAAGCACUCUGUGCUGGUUCCUUUUUUUUCCAUAGACGUUUAGAGGUGUUUGAUGCAUUUGUUGUUACCAUUUCCUUCAUCGCAGAUACUAUUUUAUUAGUUGCCUUUCCAACAUACAGUACGAGAGAUUUUGUGUUUAUAUUGGCCUUUCUGUUACCAUGGAGAGUCAUACGAGUCGUUGACAGCUUAGUGGUAGCAGUAAAAGAUCAUGAGCAUUUUAGGCUGAAACUUUUGUACGGACGUAAAAAGAAAAUACAGAAUACUCUUAGAGAUACUGAAGUUAAAGUUCAAAUAUUUAAGUAUCAGUGUAAUGCUCUGAGAAGAUUAUGUUUAGCAGAAAAUAUUGAUGAAUGGAAGAUUGACCAAUGUUUAAAAGCGGAACAAAAGUUCCAGUCAACGCUUGGAAAGAGAAAGAACAAAAUGAAAUUAGAUAGCUCAUCGUUAUGUCUGAUAAGUGAAAACGAGACUCUGCCGUCAUCGUCUAGAUCUUCUCCAAGACCGUCAAUUCCAUCUUUGGAUUUUCGUGGUCUGAAGAUAAUGAAUGGAAACUCUGUAAAGCACAACGAAAACGACAGUAUUGAUGACGUUCAUGAAGUCUAACUUUUAUAGUUUGACUGUGAAACUUCAUUCAAACGUUGACUGAUGAAAGUAUGAUUGUUUUAGUACAAUAUGUUAUAUGUUGUUUCUUUAAUUCUUUAUUUCUUAAUUACAAUUUAAGACUUUUUUUUUAAUUCGACGUGUUUCAUUAAUUUAUUAUAUUAACAAAGAGGCUGUUUAAUGUGCACACGGACCUGAAUUACCUCUUAAACUACUUCAACUAUAUGUAAUUAUCUUCCUCUAAAUAUUUUGUACACAAUUCACCGUAGGAUUGACUGGGAAAGUUGUAAGAAGAAACCUUUAAACUACGCUUAACAAGCUAACAGACACAAAAUUAUUCUUAAUCUCCUGUGCUGACAUGAAAAGUCAUGGAUAUGGUCAAAUUCAGGAAUUAACUGUUUACUAAAUGUUUAAUUGUUCGGAAUACUCAAGAUUUUCUAUCCCAGGAAUAGAUAACAUUAGCUGUAUUUGGAAACAUAUUUUGGAAUUGUGGGUUCUUUAAAAG
Messenger RNA from Mytilus californianus (California mussel), 1885 nucleotides. RefSeq lists its product as uncharacterized. The record is from RefSeq and is a predicted model, not a curated record. Lineage: Eukaryota; Metazoa; Mollusca; Bivalvia; Mytilida; Mytilidae. The coding region runs from base 37 to 1383 and encodes 448 amino acids. Gene Ontology annotation, molecular function: voltage-gated proton channel activity. Gene Ontology annotation, biological process: proton transmembrane transport. Gene Ontology annotation, cellular component: plasma membrane. The transcript has 9 exons.